Messenger RNA from Myotis brandtii (Brandt's bat), 5670 nucleotides. It is a transcript of the gene DEPTOR, whose product is annotated as DEP domain containing MTOR-interacting protein. The transcript has 10 exons. Gene Ontology annotation, molecular function: protein binding. Gene Ontology annotation, biological process: intracellular signal transduction; negative regulation of TOR signaling. Bases 1 to 1242 code for a protein of 413 amino acids. The record is from RefSeq and is a predicted model, not a curated record. Lineage: Eukaryota; Metazoa; Chordata; Mammalia; Chiroptera; Vespertilionidae.
AUGAAAAGAGAGCCUCUGGAUGUCCUUACAGAGGAGAAAACCUUGUUUUUUUCUCAUGUUCCAGACCUGUACGCCCAAGCCUCUGGCAGCUUCAGCAUCUGUCCUAAGCUGAAAAUAGAUGAUUGUAACCCUACACGGCUCAGGUUGCAUGAGGAAAAAGUUAUUAAAGAUAGGCGACAUCAUCUCAAAACCUACCCAAACUGCUUCGUCGCAAAAGAACUGAUUGACUGGCUGAUUGAGCACAAAGAGGCUUCUGACCGAGAAACAGCAAUUAAACUCAUGCAGAAAUUAGCAGACCGGGGCAUCAUUCAUCAUGUGUGUGAUGAGCACAAGGAAUUCAAGGAUGUCAAACUCUUUUACCGCUUUAGAAAGGAUGACGGCACCUUCCCAUUGGACAACGAAGUGAAGGCCUUCAUGAGAGGACAAAGGCUAUAUGAGAAGCUGAUGAGCCCUGAACACACACUCCUGCAGCCCCGGGAAGAGGAGGGGGUCAAGUAUGAACGCACCUUCAUGGCAUCUGAAUUCCUGGAUUGGCUGGUUCAGGAAGGUGAGGCCACCACAAGGAAAGAGGCAGAGCAACUGUGCCACCGGCUUAUGGAGUAUGGCAUCAUACAGCAUGUGUCCAACAAGCACCCAUUCGUGGACAGCAAUCUUCUCUACCAGUUCAGAAUGAACUUCCGGCGGAGGCGAAGACUCAUGGAGCUGCUCAAUGAAAAAUCCCCUUCCCAGGAAAUGCAUGACAGUCCCUUCUGCCUGAGGAAGCAGAGCCACGACAACCGGAAAUCUACCAGUUUUAUGUCAGUCAGCCCCAGCAAGGAGAUCAAGAUCGUGUCUGCCGUGAGGAGGAGCAGCAUGAGCAGCUGUGGCAGCAGUGGCUACUUCAGCAGCAGCCCCACCCUCAGCAGCAGCCCCCCUGUGCUCUGCAACCCCAAAUCUGUGUUAAAGAGGCCCGUCACUUCUGAGGAACUCCUGACUCCCGGAGCACCGUAUGCCAGGAAGACAUUCACAAUUGUUGGUGACGCUGUUGGCUGGGGCUUUGUGGUGCGAGGAAGCAAGCCAUGCCACAUCCAGGCCGUGGACCCCAGUGGCCCUGCGGCUGCGGCGGGAAUGAAGGUCUGUCAGUUUGUCGUCUCUGUCAAUGGGCUCAACGUGCUGCAUGUGGACUACCGGACUGUGAGCAAUCUGAUUCUGACGGGCCCACGGACCAUCGUCAUGGAAGUCAUGGAGGAGUUAGAGUGCUGAGCGGGUGGCCUUCCUGGCACUUCGAGUGGCUGUGGAUGAGCAAAGCCAAAACAACACAACGCAAUGCAGUGACAAGACUUCCAUGCACAUGGAUGGCUCUGGACAUACAAACCUUUUCUUCGUAUAGACACAUCUUGAUUUGAGUUUCAUACACUGUUUUGAAUGUGGAAGAACCGGGUAAUACAUCUUAAAAACAGCAACUUAUGUCAGUGUAGAAAAUAUUUGGGACAGAAUUUUCUUAAUGGGUAGAAUUGCUUUACUUGAUUUCUGUUUGUAGUUCUCAUCCACUGUUUCUUAUUUUAAUUUGCAGAAAGUUGUUGAAAUGUUUCUCUAGCCAAAACAGCAACUCGCUAAAAUCUCCUUCGUAGGAGUCAAUAGAGGAGUUUUUACAGACUUUAAACUGUAUUCUCACCGAAAUGAACAUGGAACUGUUUAUUAGAGAACCUAGAUUUCACUGAGCUCCAAAUUAAAGCAACAGUUAAAGGAAUAGUACCUGUUAAUUAGCAUUUUGAAGGAGAAUCUAAAGCUUUCAAGAGCUUACAGCCAUCAAAAACUGGCUUUUUUCCCCUGAAUUCCUGCCUUUAGUGUCAACUUUAACUCAACAUAUGUUUUCAACUACAGCAUUAGUUAAAAAGCAAAAAUUCUGUGAUGAUAUGGGUGCCGUAGAUAGGGAGAUACUACUUAAACUUGUUUGCUUCAUUUUCUCUGUCUGAGCCAAAAUCAUUUGUUCUAUCAGCUAUAACAGCUUUCUGGAAUUAAUGCUGAAUGUGUUGAAUGUCAAAACAGAGACGUUUGUAUAUACACAUAUACUUCAGAAUCAAGCCUCUGACAAGAUUUCACUUUGAGGGUGUCCCUUUUUUAAGUGAAGUGUUCUAGAACUUGGCCCAUAUGUGGCAAAACUUGAAACUAAAUUGCCUUACUGGCCUGAAUCUUUACUAGCUUCCUAGUAUAACAUGACUAAGGACAUGACAUGCUACUUAUUUGGCGGGAAUAUUUUUCACCAAAAGCAAGUCUUGUGUUGUAACUUUUCAGCUCGCUUGUAUAUAUGCAUGUUUGUUGGGGUUUUUUUUGGUGUAGAAAAGAAUGUAUUUUGGGGCUCGGUGUAUAGAGGAAAUUCCUCCAAGUGCCAAAUUAAGGAGCCAGGGAAUGCUGAAUUCUUCUUCAUUUCAUAUAAUGCAUUAUGAGCAAUGAGGUUACUUUCUUAUUCUGUAUUAACAAAAUAAAAUAUGAAUGAUGUACCUCAGCCAUUAUUUUGUGAUAGGGUAUCAUAAUGUAUUGAUACUGGUAGAAUCAACAUACCAUGUUAAAGAUGCUACAUGUAUAUGUUUCUGGCAGUCCAACUUUCCUGAUCUGUAGUUUUAGAGAAUAGGAUUUAGAAGUAAGAUAGAAUGGCUAACAUUAAUGCUGCUGAUCUACAUUUGGGAACUAUUGUCAUCUCCAUGCAUACGAUCAUAUGUGCGUUUAUACUGUAUGCCAAUCUCUGUGCUAUCGCUCUUAACAAAUAUGAUCUCUUUUCAUCCUCAUCACAACACUUCCAGAUAGAUAUUAAUCAUCCUCACUUUGUGGUUGUGAAAACUAAGUAUGAGUAAGUUUAAAAAUGGUCUCUAAGUUCACCCAGCUGCAAAAACUGCUAAGUGAUAGUAGCCUGGAUUCAAACACAGGUUUAUUUAAUGUUACCACCCCCAGCAUUUAUCCCUGUAGGGACCUUCUGUUGAAGGCUUACUCUGUACCAGGUGCAGUACUAAAAUUAUACAUUGCUAACUCUUAUUGACCUGUGAGUCAAUGUCAUUAUCUCCAUUUUACAACUGAGGAAACUGACUCAUAAAGAGGUGCGUCUUAUCCCAAGGCCACACCACUAGUAAGUAGGAGGCCUUACCAUUCGGCUUUAAAAAAUGUUUAUAACAUUGUUAAAAGAUGAGUCUUAAAUACUUUCUGUCCCCAGGUAUUCAUUAAUUGACAGGAGAAGGACUGCCUUUUGGGAACUGGCAUCUUUUUCUUGCCUGCUACUUGUACAUGUCCUAAUGCCCCUCGUGUUGGCCCAGGCACAGUAUCACUUCCCUUUGGCCAAUCUAAGUACCAGAGAAGGGAGUGUCUGGCUUUGAUUUGGAGUGUCAGUGAUGUCUUUGGACAUAUGAAUACCAAUGUGAAGGAAGGAAGGAAGGAAGGAAGGAAGGAAGGAAGGAAGGAAGGAAGGAAGGGAGGGAGGGAAGUAGGGAGGCAGGGAACUGUUUUCUCCUUUGGCUCUCAUCACUCUCAGUUUAAAGGCCAAAUGCUAGAGAAGUCUAUUUAAGGCCAAGAUGGCUUCACCUUAGCCUCCCUCCAGUCCACCUGUGACAUCCUCAUGCUGUAAUUAAAGCAAAUGCUCCCACUCUAGGGAGCCUUCUAGCUCCCUCCAGCCUUUGCACCUGCAGUUUCUCUUCCCUGGAAUAUCCUUCUUUGCCUGGAAAAACCCUCUCUCAUUGACUCCCAUUAGCUCUUGUCUCCUCUGAGAAACCUUUGCCAGCUCCCUAGUUCUGGGAUUAACGCCCCUUCUCUAAAUUCCCAUGGACCCUCGCGCAUCAAACUUCUGUAAUUCCAGCAUUUACUUUGAAAUUGUCCCAUUACAUGUCUGCCUCGCUAACUACACUCUAAGCUUCUGCAGAAAAGGGACUGUGUCUUGUUACCCAGGUAUUCCCUUCACCUAGCCCAGUCCUGACACAGAGUAGUGUGUCCAUUGCUAUCCAUGUUAUCCAACGAACCACCCCAAACAUGCCUUAUAGCACUAUUUACUAGUAUGUGUUCAUGAUCUAUGGGUUAGCAUUUUAGGCAGAGCUCUGCUGGCAUGGCCCAGCCACUGCUCCAUGUGGUGCCGGUUGGGUUUACACAAACAUCUGUAGUCGGUGAAGAGUUGAUGGGGGGCUGGCUGAUCUUGGAAGAUCAUGCAUAUGUCUCGCAGUUGGCUGGGGUGCCUCAGUUCCGCUCCAUGUGUCCUUUCCCCACAUGAGAUCAAAGCGGGUGAGAAUGGAAACUGCCUGACCUUUAGUGGACUUGAUCGGAAGUCACACAGCAUAGCAUUUGGUUGUUCAAAGCAAGUCACAAAGCUAGCCCAGAAUCAAGAGGUAGGGAAAUAACCUCUACCUUUUGAUGGGAGGAGCUGCAAAGAAUUGGUGGCCAUUUUUCUCCACCAAGAGUAGGUACUUAUUCAUUAUUUUUUGAAUAAAAGACCAAGAAGUUGCCUAGUUAUUGAAAGACUUCAGCUAUCCAGAUGCAACUUACUGACCAACCACUGGGUAGAAGUAUAAUAUUAAGUUGUAAAUGAAGCCCAGUGCCUAAUGAAAACUUCAAAGUUAGAAAAUGCUGAAAUGAUAGUGCUACAUGGAGCCAUGGAGAGCACAGUUUAGUCUUCCUGUCCCAUUGAUGAGGAAGUAGGUGUGGCAUCGUCAGGUGGCAUGUCCAAAAUCACGAGGCUUGUUGGAUACAGCGCCUGGGCCAAAUACUGGUCUCCUGCCCCCCCCCCCCAAUCCUAUGUCCUUUCUAGUCUAGUGUUCUGCAGUGUAGGCUUUUAGCUUUGAGGUACUUAUAAAAUACAAAUGGUGCCAUGUAUCUGUGAAGGUGAGGGGUCUACAUUUUAAUUGACUCAUGUUGUUAAAUCGUAUCAUUAAAAAAAUAAGUAUUUUGUGUGGUGUGUUGACAGAACUGCUUUAACAUUUAGAAACUCCAUCCUUAAAUGUAACACCAAGAAUUAUUCUCAAUUAACAGUGAGCAGUAUUUCUAAGAACUUUUAUUUUAGCGUGUGUGUGUGUGUGUGUGUGUGUGUGUGUGUGUAGCAGUGUAUUGCGUGUGAGGUUUUACUCACUGAGAAUCCCUGAAAUGGCUUUCUUCGUUCCCAGAGAAAACACUGUUGAUAUGUUUGUUAAUUCUGUUGUAGAGAGAAAAAUGCGGUUGCCUUUUGGACUGAUUCUAUUGUUUGAUGCUUUAUUAUUAACUUCUGUUAAAUAAUUAUAUAAAUUGAUCAGGGGACUAGUUGAGAAAUGAUGGGUAACAUGAAGAAGAUACCCAUGUCUGAGUAGAUUAGAUGUGAUCAACUUCACAACAUCUUAAAGGAGAAUGUGUUGGAGUGGUAGCAAUGAAUAAUUUAAAAAUCAUUGCUUUCAGUUCAAAGUGAAAUCCCACAUUUUCAGAUACUCCUUCCUUUCAAAUAUGCUGUGAAAAUAAUCUACUUUCAAGGCCUAUUUUAAACUGGUGAUGUUAACUGUUCUCUCCUGUUGAAUAUUAAUCCCAUUUCAUUUUGUUCAUAAAUGAUCAGAAUAACUCUUCAGUUUUGCUGAUCGGUUAGAGUCUAUUGAUAUCAUUGACCAUAGUUUUACUCAUUAAGGCAGAAUUUAAGGAAUAAUAUGUUUUUCCUCAGUUCAAUAGCAACAGGACAAAUCUGCAGUGUACCAAAAUGAA